GGGAAACGCAAUGGUACGGUCAAAGAAUUUACUCCAUGGCUAUUCUGAUAGCUUUUGGCCUAACACAGGACUCAGAUGUUAUAUGCGCGAUGAAAUGAAAAGAGAUGCAAUGAAGAUAUUACAAAAAGCAAUGAAUCGUUUUACAGAGGAACGUGAGGUUGCAUCUUUCAUUAAAUCUUACUUUGAUUCUCAUCAUCAUACACAUUGGCAUUGUAUUGUUGGAAAACAUUUUGAUUGUUCCGUGGCAUUUGAAGCAUCGCAUUGUAUUCUGUUGCGUGUUGAAGAUUUUUUGGUUUUAUUAUUUAAAUAUGGUUAAUUUGAACCAAAAGAUUACUUACUAAUUGUAUAUUCGACUCAUAUUUAUUUUUUAUAAUAUAUUAUUUGUAAAUUUACU
Molecule: messenger RNA, 394 nt
Organism: Schistosoma bovis
Lineage: Eukaryota; Metazoa; Platyhelminthes; Trematoda; Strigeidida; Schistosomatidae
Source: the annotation of a GenBank genome assembly